AUGAAGGCCUCGGAGGUGUUAGGACUGCUGCUUUCACUUGUUUCCCUGACUUGGAUGAGUUCUGGGCAAGAGCCAGUGUUGGUGGAAUGCAGCCGUCUUAAUUUUCGUGUUAUAGCUAAAAGAGCUCUAUUUUACAGAGAUGAAUUUGUAGGUCCUGAUAAAUUGUUUCUAGGGACUGGCUGUCAGGCAAUUCGAGUGAGACCAGAUGAAAUUGAGUUUGACUAUCCUGUUAGUCUCUGCGGAAUUGAAACACAGGUUUUCCAUGAUAGAGUUGUCAUUCAAUCCUGGCUUACCUACACACCAAGGAAUCAAUUAAUUUCUGCUGAACUUCGUUUGAAUUGUAUGGUUCCCAGUGGGGGAUUCGGUGAGAGUGUUGAACAAAAUAAAAAGUUAUGGCUGUUAAAGCAAGGCCUGUUCUUGAUACAGUACAGAUUCUGUGUGAGAUGUGACUAUGCUCACUUCAGAGAUAACUGGCUAUUUAAUAAUCAACUUUUGAAAGCUGGUCCAAGUUAUAUGCAGUACUGUGGCCUGUAA
Messenger RNA from Cynocephalus volans (Philippine flying lemur), 534 nucleotides. RefSeq names its product oocyte-secreted protein 3-like. The transcript is spliced from 6 exons. Lineage: Eukaryota; Metazoa; Chordata; Mammalia; Dermoptera; Cynocephalidae. Bases 1 to 534 code for a protein of 177 amino acids. The record is from RefSeq and is a predicted model, not a curated record.